GAAGCUCAGCCCGGCGUCGCCGCAAGAGCGCCAGAGGCGCGGCGGGAGGAGCUGGCGGCGCGCGCCUCGCUGGGCCCGGACUCGGCCGCCUCCCGCCGCCUCCCGCGCGGCCAUGGACUGAGAGCCGCCGGCCAGGCCGCGGGGAUGGGGCCGCCGCUCCCGCUGCUGCUGCUGCUACUGCUGCUGCUGCCGCCACGCGUCCUGCCUGCCGCCCCCUCGUCCGUCCCCCACGGCCGGCAGCUCCCGGGGCGCCUGGGCUGCCUACUCGAGGAGGGCCUCUGCGGAGCGUCCGAGGCCUGUGUGAACGAUGGAGUGUUUGGAAGGUGCCAGAAGGUUCCGGCAAUGGACUUUUACCGCUACGAGGUGUCGCCCGUGGCCCUGCAGCGCCUGCGCGUGGCUUUGCAGAAACUCUCCGGCACAGGUUUCACGUGGCAGGAUGACUAUACUCAGUAUGUGAUGGACCAGGAACUUGCAGACCUCCCCAAAACCUACCUGAGGCAUCCUGAAGCGUCCGGCCCAGCCAGGCCCUCAAAACACAGCAUUGGCAGUGAGAGGAGGUACAGUCGGGAGGGCGGCGCUGCCCUGGCCAAGGCCUUCCGACGCCACCUGCCCUUCCUGGAGGCCCUGUCCCAGGCCCCAGCUUCAGACGCGCUCGCCAGGACCCGGAUGGCGCAGGACAGACCCCGUGCUGAGGGUGACGACCGCUUCUCCAAGAGCAUCCUGACCUAUGUGGCCCACACGUCUGUGCUGACCUACCCUCCCGGGCCCCAGGCCCAGCUCCCCGAGGACCUCCUGCCGCGGACCCUCAGCCAGCUCCAGCCAGACGAGCUCAGCCCUAAGGUGGACAGCAGUGUGGAGAGACACCAUCUGAUGGCAGCCCUCGGUGCCUAUGCUGCCCAGAGGCCCCCAGCUCCCCCUGGGAAGGGCAGCCUGGAGCCGCAGUACCUUCUGCGCGCCCCGUCCAGAAUGCCCAGGCCCUUGUUGUCGCCAGCCGUCCCCCAGAAGUGGCCUUCACCUCUGGGAGAUCCUGAAGACCCCCCCAGCACAGGGGAAGGAGCACGGAUUCACACUCUCCUGAAGGACCUGCAGAGGCAGCCGGCUGAGGCGAGGGGCCUGAGUGACCUGGAGCUGGACAGCAUGGCCGAGCUGAUGGCUGGCCUGAUGCAAGGCAUGGACCACAGAGGAGCUCUAGGCGGCCCUGGGAAAGCGGCCCUGGGAGAGUCUGGAGAACAGGCGGAUGGCCCCAAGGCCGCCCUCCGUGGGGAAAGCUUUCCAGAUGACGGAGUUCAGGACGACGAUGACAGACUUUAUCAAGAGGUCCAUCGUCUGAGUGCCACACUCGGGGGCCUCCUGCAGGACCACGGGUCUCGACUCUCGCCUGGAGCCCUCCCCUUUGCAAAGCCCCUCAAAAUGGAGAGGAAGAAAUCCGAGCGCCCUGAGGCUUCCCUGUCUUCAGAAGAGGAGACUGCCGGAGUGGAGAACGUCAAGAGCCAGACGUAUUCCAAAGACCUGCUGGGGCAGCAGCCGCAUUCGGAGCCCGGGGCAGGCGCGUUUGGGGAGCUCCAAAACCAGAUGCCUGGGCCCUCGGAGGAGGAGCAGAGCCUUCCAGCGGGUGCUCAGGAGGCCCUCGGCGACGGCCUGCAAUUGGAAGUCAAGCCUUCCGAGGAAGAGGCACGGGGCUACAUCGUGACAGACAGAGACCCCCUGCGCCCCGAGGAAGGAAGGCAGCUGGUGGAGGACGUCGCCCGCCUCCUGCAGAUGCCCAGCAGCGCAUUCGCCGACGUGGAGGUUCUCGGACCAGCAGUGACCUUCAAAGUGGGCGCCAAUGUCCAGAACGUGACCACUGCGGAUGUGGAGAAGGCCACAGUUGACAACAAAGACAAACUGGAGGAAACCUCUGGACUGAAAAUUCUUCAAACCGGAGUCGGGUCGAAAAGCAAACUCAAGUUCCUGCCUCCUCAGGCGGAGCAAGAAGACUCAACCAAGUUCAUCGCGCUCACCCUGGUCUCCCUCGCCUGCAUCCUGGGCGUCCUCCUGGCCUCUGGCCUCAUCUACUGCCUACGCCAUAGCUCUCAGCACAGGCUGAAGGAGAAGCUCUCGGGACUAGGGCGCGACCCGGGCGCAGAUGCCACCGCCGCCUACCAGGAGCUGUGCCGCCAGCGUAUGGCCACGCGGCCACCAGACCGGCCCGAGGGCCCGCACACAUCCCGCAUCAGCAGCGUCUCGUCCCAGUUCAGCGACGGGCCGAUGCCCAGCCCCUCCGCACGUAGCAGCGCCUCGUCCUGGUCCGAGGAGCCCGUGCAGUCCAACAUGGACAUCUCCACCGGCCACAUGAUCCUGUCCUACAUGGAGGACCACCUGAAGAACAAGAACCGGCUGGAGAAGGAGUGGGAGGCGCUGUGUGCCUACCAGGCGGAGCCCAACAGCUCACUUGUGGCCCAGAAGGAGGAGAAUGUGCCCAAGAACCGCUCCCUGGCCGUGCUGACCUAUGACCACUCCCGGGUCCUACUGAAGGCGGAGAACAGCCACAGCCACUCGGACUACAUCAACGCCAGCCCCAUCAUGGAUCACGACCCGAGGAACCCCGCGUACAUCGCCACCCAGGGACCGCUGCCCGCCACCGUGGCCGACUUUUGGCAGAUGGUGUGGGAGAGCGGCUGCGUGGUGAUCGUCAUGCUGACGCCCCUCACAGAGAACGGCGUCCGGCAGUGCUACCACUACUGGCCAGAUGAAGGCUCCAACCUCUACCACAUCUAUGAGGUGAACCUGGUCUCCGAGCACAUCUGGUGCGAGGACUUUCUGGUGAGGAGCUUCUAUCUGAAGAACCUGCAGACCAACGAGACGCGCACCGUGACCCAGUUCCACUUCCUGAGUUGGUAUGACCGAGGAGUCCCCUCCUCCUCAAGAUCCCUCCUGGACUUCCGCAGAAAAGUAAACAAGUGCUACAGGGGCCGUUCUUGUCCAAUAAUUGUUCAUUGCAGUGACGGUGCAGGCCGGAGCGGCACCUACGUCCUGAUCGACAUGGUUCUCAACAAGAUGGCCAAAGGUGCUAAAGAGAUUGAUAUCGCAGCAACCCUGGAGCACUUGAGGGACCAGAGACCCGGCAUGGUCCAGACGAAGGAGCAGUUUGAGUUCGCGCUGACAGCCGUGGCUGAAGAGGUGAACGCCAUCCUCAAGGCCCUUCCCCAGUGAGCGGCGGCCUCGGGGCCUCGGGGGAGCCCCCACCCCACGGAUGUCGUCAGGAAUCGUGAUCUGACUUUAAUUGUGUGUCUUCUAUUAUAACUGCAUAGUAAUAGGGCCCUUAGCUCUCCCGUAGUCAGCGCAGUUUAGCAGUUAAGCAGUUAAAAUGUGUAUUUUUGUUUAAUCAAACAAUAAUAAAGAGAGAUUUGUGGAAAAAUCCAGUUAUAGGUGGAGGAGAAUCAGUUCAUCGAUUUUCACUUGCUUAAAAAAAAUACUUUUUCUUAAAGCACCCAUUCCCGUUCUUAGCUGCAAGUAAUGUUGCGUGAACAAUGCGGUAGCCAGUACGUUCAAGGCAGUUUGCAGGAAGAGUGUGCUUGUCAUCUGCCGCUUUUGGGAGGGUGGGUCUGCUGUGCAGGAGGGGCCGGGGAAGCCGGCAGCACUCAGUGAGGCCGCCCGGCGCACAAGACACAUUUGGCAUUUGUCUUUAAGACAGUUUAUCAUUGGGAGAAGCCACGGGGUCAGAACUGAACAUCCUGCAGCUUCGGGGCAAGUGAGACAAUCACAGCACCUCACUGCAUCUCCAUCAACACUGCCCUGGGCACCAUGGACAGCCCCCAUCAGCCACACCUGUCACCCCAAGCAGAAAGAUUCAGGGGCUCCCCGGGGGCAGACACCUGUCCACCCCAUGGGUAGUGCCCACUUGAGGCUGGCACUCCCCUGACCUCACCUUUGCAAAGUUACAGAUGCCCCAACAUUGAGAUGUGUAUUUAAUGUUAAAAGAUUGAUUUCUACAUUAUGAAAACAGACGCCCCCGUGAAUGCUCACCUGUGAGAUAACCAGAACCAGGAAGAGUCUGGGCAUUGAGCAAGCUCUGAGGGUCCCCAAGAGCACAUGAACCCUGCCAGGCCCCUGCUGGCUCCUCCAGGCACAUCCCGGACCUGUGGGGCCACAGAGAGGGCCCUGAACAUUUCCCUCCCGGGAGAGGAGGAGGUCAGGGCGGCCCAGAGAGGGCUGCGAGGAUUUCGCUCCCAGGAGAGGAGAUCAGGGCCACCUGCACACACUGCUUAGAGCCUGGAAGGGAACCACGUGUUCUGACAUCAUGUAAACCUCAGCACACAGAGAUACUCGGAUUUGACAGAAUAACAUUUGAGUAUCAGAUUCGCCCUCACCCCCUACCCUAGAAAUAGGACAAUUCACUUCAUUAAACCCAGGACAAUCACAUGGAAGGCAGUGCAGAGGCAGCUGUGUGGGCUGCAGAUUUCCUGUGUGGGGUUAAGGAUAGAAAACACAUCUCCUUCCGGCCCUUCCCGCAGCUUUUUCCUCCACCUUAGAUAGAUUGUGCUCUCCAGGCCGCACCAGAGGGAACGCGGCCUACUGAGCGGACAGAAUGAUGCCGAAAUAUUGCUUAUGUCUCUAUGUGGUAUUGUAAUGAAUAUCUGCUUUAAUGUAGCUAUCAUUUCUUUUCCAAAAUUACUUCUCUUUAUCUGGAAUUUAAUUAAUAGAAAUGAAUUUAUCUGAAUAUAGGAAGCAUAUACCUACUUGUAAUUUCUAACUCCUUAUGUUUGAAGAGAAACCUCCGGUGUGAGAUAUAUAAAUAUAUUUAAUUGUGUCAUAUUAAACUUCUGAUUUCACA
This is a messenger RNA of Macaca mulatta (Rhesus monkey), 4813 nucleotides long. RefSeq names its product protein tyrosine phosphatase receptor type N2 (gene PTPRN2). NCBI's taxonomy places the organism in Eukaryota, Metazoa, Chordata, Mammalia, Primates, Cercopithecidae. Gene Ontology annotation, biological process: regulation of secretion; protein dephosphorylation; insulin secretion involved in cellular response to glucose stimulus. The record is from RefSeq and is a predicted model, not a curated record. Gene Ontology annotation, cellular component: synapse; secretory granule. Gene Ontology annotation, molecular function: protein tyrosine phosphatase activity.